Molecule: messenger RNA, 376 nt
Organism: Dentiscutata erythropus
Lineage: Eukaryota; Fungi; Glomeromycota; Glomeromycetes; Diversisporales; Gigasporaceae
Source: the annotation of a GenBank genome assembly
AUGUUUAUUUAUAGAUCAUUCGUCUGGAAAUAUUUUUUAAAAAAAGAAAGUAAAAGCAGAUUAGUUGUAGAGUAUAUGUUUUGUAAUAAAAGCUUGAAAGUUCGAGAAGAUAGAUCUACUUCAAGCUUUAGAAAGCAUCUUGCUUCCCAACAUAAAAAUAAAGUGCCAGAGUUGAAAACAUCAAAUAUAUCACAGGGUAUUACUGUUUUAGAUAUGUUAAACAAUAAUAAUGUGAAUCGGAAUUAUGAACCUUUUGACUCCAAAAUCCUUACUGAUCUCAUUAAAAAGUGGGUGAUUAAGUAUAAUUGGUCUUUUCAUAUAAUUGAAGACGAAGGUUUUAAAGACAUAUUGACAUAUUUAGAGCCACGUACAAUGG